Messenger RNA from Rotaria sordida, 519 nucleotides. The record is from the annotation of a GenBank genome assembly. Lineage: Eukaryota; Metazoa; Rotifera; Eurotatoria; Philodinida; Philodinidae.
AUGGCAACAACAAACACGGGUCGUCCAUGGUCUUCAACAACACGUCGUUCAGAUGAACAUAUUUUAAAGAAUUCUGUAAAAAAUAAUUAUCGGAUACAAAGUACUCCUCCACUUUCUAUUCAACAAUAUUUACGUUUUGCUUCUGGCGUAAUUGCUGGUAAUAAAGAAUGGCAACCAUCUGGUAAAUAUCGUCCGCCUCCAUUUCGUCUUUAUCUAUCACCUGAAGCUCGAAAACAACCAUGUCAAUCUGAACCUAUAUGGCAACCAACUGGACCUUAUCGACAAAAACGACCAACAUCACUUAGUCCAGAAAAAAGAAAAGAAAAAACUAUUCAAGAACCUAUUUGGCAUCCACCAGGAAAAAAACGAGACAAACCUGUGUCUUAUUUUGAUCCACCUAGUUUACGAUGGUCACUUCAAAAUCUUUUACGAUCAAUGCCCGAUAUGAGAACAAAAUCAUGUCGUACAUCGAGUAGUAUAUCAAACGUACGACAAAGUGAACCAAUUGAAGAAACAUAG